This is a messenger RNA of Aureobasidium uvarum, 3309 nucleotides long. NCBI's taxonomy places the organism in Eukaryota, Fungi, Ascomycota, Dothideomycetes, Dothideales, Saccotheciaceae. The record is from the annotation of a GenBank genome assembly.
AUGCCUCUUGGAGCUUCUAUUACCGAAGGCGUACGGUCCAGUGACGGUAACGGAUAUCGGAGGGCCAUUCGUGAUCAGCUCCGAUUUAAGGGCUGGAAGGUCAACAUGGUUGGCUCGAAACAGAAUGGCAAGAUGGCGGACAGGGACAACGAGGGCCAUCCAGGCUGGGUCAUCUCACAAGUGCACAGCGCAUGGUCAGCUUCUGCGUGGAUGAAGCCGAAUCUCGUACUUCUGAACGUAGGAACAAACGAUUGUGUUCAAAAUAUCGACACGGGCAAUGCUGGAACUCGUGUCAAGCAGCUUAUUGACGAUAUUUUCACCUCAGUGCCUGGUGUGACCAUCAUUCUAUCCACUCUCCUUCCUGGCCGGGACUUCAAUACUUGUGCUACCUCCGUUUCGGAUCAAUACCGUGAGCUGGUUAUGAACUACUUCAACGCGGACCCUAAAGCCAGACUCCAUCUUGCCGACAUGAAUGCAUUCAUCAAGCUUAGUGAUCUUUCCGAUGACGGCAUUCAUCCACUCGACCCCGGAUAUAGGAAGAUGGCGGCAGUAUGGUGGGACGCAAUAUCCAGGAUAGAGAGCACAAUACAAGCUCCAGCCAACGACAACGGAAUUGUCGAUACUGGUUUUUCGGCAGUUCACAACUGUACAAAGGUUGCUGGCAAUGCUCGAGGACCUGUCAAGUCACAACAAGGUAGUGGUCACGACGAUGGGCUAUACACUCACCACUCUACAUCCAAGGGCAAUGUUCCUUCUGGUAAAGUAUUUUUCGGUCCAGACGACAAAAUCAACGCCGCUAUACCUGAGCAUAUGUUCUUUGCUCAGUUGGUAAACUCUGGUGGUGCGGAUCGUGCUGGAGCGCUUGACGAUUGGGUUCGUGUAGAACACAAGGCGGAUGGCACCAAUACUUACUGGCUCCGUGUGAACAAAGGUGAUGGCACUUUUGCAGAUCACGUCACCUUUGACGUGGAUAUGAACUGCGACGGUGGCCCAACAUACUGGUUUGCGGACUUCAACAAUGAUGGUUUGGACGACUUCUUCUGUUUAGGAGGUGGUUCUAGAGUGUCGGUAUCAUUGAACCGAGGGGGCAAUCCUCCAAAGUUUGAGCACAUCGGUCAAGUGGUUCCCGAGCAUGCUGGCUACACGGCCACGGACGUUCGCAUUGCAGAUAUUGACGGCGAUGGUAGAGCUGAUUACUGUCUCAUUGGACACAACGGUGAUAUCCUUUGCUCCCGCAAUCAGGGACAGGGGGACAGUUAUAGCUGGCAGGGAUUCAAAACUGUUGGUGGCCUGCGAGAGGUAGUCUUCACCGCCAAGGGCAAAGGUGAUGCGUCUGGAGUCCGGCUAGCCGAUUUGAAUGGCGACUUCCGCAGCGAUUGGAUGUGGAUCGGCGACCAAGGUGAUAUUGAUACUUGGAUCAAUCAGCGUGGGUGGGGAACCGGCAUUGUUCCCGACUGGACUCAUUCUGGUAUAACUCAUGGCGGUGACGGUGUCUUCUACUGCGACAUGAGGAACACAGGCUCAGAUGACUAUGUGUGGAUCUACAGCGAUGGUCAUGCUGACUCUGGAGACUUCUACGCGAACAUACACGAGCCACCUGGUUGGGGUCACGAGACGAAGAUCACACUCAAAGUUCCUGGCCCGAGGAUCGGAGUUCAUCUUGCGGAUUGGAAUGGAGAUGGCAAGUGCGAUGUCUUGGUUCAAGACAAGAAGACUGGUGCCCUCACCAUGUGGGAGAACCGCUACGACGCGUCGACAAAUACUCUGAAGUUUGCUAAUGUAGGUGUUGUCACCGGAGCUGCCACUUGUACGCAAGGCUGGGGCGUGGGCAUCUUCGAUCGAGGCAUGGCUGUCGUCGAUAUCGACGGUGAUGGACGAGCUGAUGUACUCUGCAUCGAACCAAACGGUAGAACCACAGCAUGGCUCAACCCUAAAUCGGGACUUGUAGACGUCGGUCAAAUCAAGUUCAGCGAGGGUGGGACAGAGCGAACAUCAGCACUUUUGCAAAUCAAGGUGGAUUGGGCAGAGCUGAUCUUAUUCAUGUCCUUCCUGUCAGUAACCAGUGACAGUGGCAACAGCGGCAGUCACGACGGAGAUGGUGAUACUGAUGAUCCAGACGGCGACGGCUUCGGUGGCGACGAAGACUUUGAGGUCUGCGACUUUUCAAAAACCUUCAAGAAUCUUGACGAUCUCUCCGCAGCUGCAGAUGGUCUUCGUUCGGACUGCAUCGCCGUUUACACACUCGAAACUCUUAUCACCAUGCUCGAUGCUGCUUACGCUAACUACACAUCUGUCAACGACGGCUACGAUGAAGAAUUCGGCUACUAUGUUACAUACAUCAAGAAGCUUGUGCCAGCGGUACUCGGCAACAGUUUCAUGUUCGACGAGUCACAUGCUACCAAAUACAUGGCUAUACCGCCUGUUGGUACAGGCAUGCAAUAUUUUGACUGCCAGUUGGGAAGCAACAAAUUCUCAUGCUCUGACUACGAAGACCAUCAUAUCGAGGGCACCACGGCCACCACGACUUUGACUCUCCGCGAUGCUGACGGCUACAACAGCGCCCUCCUUAAAGCUGGCCUCUCACCCGACUGGGUCACCAUGGGUGACUACGAAAAGGACCACUUGGAAGACGGCGGCAGAGCAAGUAGAAAUUGGAGAUACAAAUUCUCAGACUUCCCCGUCCAGAACACAUCCAUGGUUGUCCCUAAUCCCAAGGACGUUAUAACCAACGGUCUGGGAAGCGUCGAAGAUUUGCGCAGGCAAAUGCAGGCGACGCUUUUGGACAUGAUUCUGGGCAUCUGGACGGGAGGCUCGAUACAAGAUCCGGCGCAAGCAUACAGCACACCCGUAUUUAUGCUCAUGGAAGCGGUAGAGAACAUGGCACAAGCCAAAGCACUCGGCAAGCAAGAAGAACAAGCCGAAGAAGCCGAAGAGGAGAAGCGCAAGAAGAACUUUAUCCUCUUGAUCAUCAGUGUCGUUUUCUUGGUUGUCCCUUUUGUAGGUGAAGAAGUCGCACUCGCGGGAGGCUUCACCACCAUCGCACGCACCCUCGCCAUCGCCGGCGAACUAGGCAACGCGGCUCUGGGCAUUUACGACACAGUCGAAGACCCCAGUUCCGCGGUUGUCAAUGUGCUCGGCAUGUUGUUAGGCGUGGGCGCCAUUGCCAAAGCGUCUCGUGACGGCAAGGGCAUAUCCGGCGUGGCGAGUGCAAGGAAAGGUAUGUCUGCGGACUCGAUAUCGAGUCUGGGGAGUGUGUUUAAGAAUCAGGAUGACAAGCUGCAGAGUAUCAUGAAGGUUUGUAAGUUCUAA